Molecule: messenger RNA, 1172 nt
Organism: Phytophthora sojae
Lineage: Eukaryota; Oomycota; Peronosporomycetes; Peronosporales; Peronosporaceae
Product: methionine aminopeptidase, merops subfamily M24
Exons: 1
Coding region: 21-1172 (383 amino acids)
Biological process (GO): proteolysis
Molecular function (GO): metalloaminopeptidase activity
Source: RefSeq, a predicted model, not a curated record
GAGCGCAGGCGGACACAGCAAUGACAGGCUCCGAGGCGUGUGUGACCCCGACGUGCGGCAAGAGCGGCUCGCUCGUGUGCCCGACAUGCAAGAAGCUGGGCAUCCCGCCGGCCAUGAGCACCUUCUGCUCGCAGGAGUGCUUCAAGGGCUACUGGUCCUCGCACAAGGCGCUGCACAAGAUGUUCACGCAGGCCCUCGCAGAGGAGCAGGCGCGGACGGAGCACGCGUCGCCCUUCGACGGCUACGAGUUUACGGGCAAGAUGCGCCCCGGCAAGGUGUCGGAGACGGUCAAGGUGCCCGAGCACAUCAACCACCCGGACUACGCGGAGACGGGAGUCCCCGAGUCGGAGCAGCGCGACAGGCGCGAGAGCAAGAGCAUACCGGUUUACACCCCCGAGCAGAUCAAGGGCAUCCGUGAAGCCUGUCGCCUCGGACGCGAGGUGCUUGACAUCGCGGGCAAAGCGCUGCGUCCUGGUGUCACUGGCGACGAGAUCGACAAGAUCGUCCACAAAGCCUGCAUGGACCGCGGUUGCUACCCGUCGCCGCUCAACUACUACAACUUCCCCAAGUCGGUCUGCAUCUCAGUGAACGAGGUCAUUUGCCAUGGCAUCCCGGACUCCCGUCCAUUCGAAGACGGAGAUAUCGUGAACCUCGACGCCACGGUGUACAAGAACGGCUAUCACGGCGACCUGAACGAAACGUUUCUGGUGGGCAAUGUCGAUGAAGAAGGCGUGCAUCUGGUCAAGGCGACGUUCGAGAGCUUGGCCGCGGCGGCGAAGAUUAUUCGCCCUGGCACGAUGUUCCGCGAGCUUGGCAAGCACAUUUCGGCCGUUGCGAAUGGCGAGGGCUUCUCGGUUGUGAAAUCGUACUGUGGGCACGGCGUUGGAACGCAUAUGCAUGCGAUUCCAGACAUCCCCCACUACGCGAAAAACAAGGCUGUUGGCAUCAUGAAGCCUGGCAUGAUUUUCACGAUUGAGCCCAUGAUCAACGUUGGAACGUGGCGUGACCAGACGUGGCCUGAUGAGUGGACGUCCGUUACCCGGGACGGUUUGCGCUCCGCGCAGUUUGAGCACACGUUCCUUGUGACGGAGACUGGCUACGAAAUCCUGACUGCGCGCGAGAAUGAGCCGGUGAUGGAGUGGAGUCAGGAAAAGCUGCAGCGCCCGCUUUAA